AGCCAGGCACAAUCAAGUAUUUGCUCAGCAUCCAGGCACCACAAAGUCAGCCAUUCAGGAAAAAAUCCACUUUUCAGAUCAUUUCGCAUAGACUCCUGCCUUAUUUUGCCUAUGACUCAGCUUGGAAAAUACGUCAACAACAAAGCAGCCAGCGCAGUUGUCUCAGUGGUAGGGGGCAUGUGAAUUCAACAUAUUUUAGUGAAGAAAGUAAUUGAACAUGAUCUCCUUCUGAGAAUACAGAGUUGAAAGUUGCACCCCUCCUAGAUCUAUCUCCUCAAGAUCUGUCUCUUGGAAAUUGAAAAUGGACCUUCGAAAAUCCUAGGUUUACAAUGAGAAAUGUCAUAAUUCAAUGUUUAUUCUAUGGAUCCUUGACAUUUGGGAUCUGGACAGCUCUGUUAUCUAUAUAUUUUCACCGUAAUCAUGUGAGCAAACAGCAGAAGAAAAUACAAAAGCCUUCACCAAUUUGGUCUCUUGAAAAAAAAUUGCAACAAGAAAUUAACCAUGGCCCAAAGCCAAUACCAAGACCGCCUGUAAGAGUUGAAAGGCCUACCAAAGAGGAAAUUAAAGAACAGAGGCCAUUUUUAAAAUUAGGUAAGGAUUUUAACUUUUCAGACCCAGAAGUUUUUCAUGGAUUUUCAAAAUAUGGAUUUAAUACCAUUAUCAGUAAAAUCUUGGGCAACGAGAGAGAUGUGCCAGAUACUAGGAAUAAAAUGUGUCUUCAAAAAUAUUACCCAACCAGUCUGCCUACUGCCAGCAUUGUCAUUUGCUUCCACAAUGAAGAAUUUAAUGCCUUGUUUCGGACAGUGUCCAGUAUCAUGAACCUCACUCCACACCAUCUCCUUGAAGAAAUUAUUUUGGUAGAUGACAUGAGCGAAUUUGAUGAUCUGAAAGAAAAACUAGACUAUCACCUGGAAUUUUUUCGGGGGAAGAUUAAAUUAAUAAGAAACAAAAAGCAAGAGGGACUGAUUCGAGCAAGGCUGAUUGGAGCAUCUCGUGCUUCAGGGGAUGUUCUGGUGUUCCUGGAUAGCCACUGCGAGGUGAAUAAAGUAUGGCUGGAGCCCUUGCUGUACGCCAUCGCCAAGGACCCCAAAAUGGCAGUGUGUCCUCUGAUAGAUGUCAUUGAUUACAUGACCCUGGAGUACCAGCCCUCUCCUGUAGUAAGGGGAGCUUUCAACUGGCAUCUACAAUUUAAAUGGGAUAAUGUUUUCUCUUAUGAGAUGGAUGGACCAGAAGGACCCACUAGACCCAUCCGGUCCCCUGCAAUGGCUGGCGGAAUUUUUGCUAUAAAUAGGCAUUAUUUUAAUGAGAUUGGACAGUACGACAAGGGCAUGAAUCUCUGGGGAGGAGAAAAUUUGGAACUUUCACUGAGGAUCUGGAUGUGUGGAGGCCAGCUCUUUAUACUUCCCUGCUCUCGAGUGGGACAUAUUGAUAAGCAACGUGUUGCAAAACAACCUGAAGUUACAAAAGCCAUGAUAUAUAACAGUCUCAGAAUGGUGCACGUUUGGCUGGAUGAAUACAAGGAGCAGGUUUUUUUACGAAGACCUGGUCUGAAAUCUGUUGCCUAUGGAAACAUUACUGAGCGUGUUGAAUUAAGGAAACGAUUGGGUUGCAAGUCAUUUCAGUGGUAUUUGGAUAAUAUCUUCCCGGAAUUGGAGACAUCUAAGGGCAGCUAAUGAAAGGAAAACAAACCAUUUUCACUAAUAAAGGGUUAAAAAGUCCCUUAGUCCUUCAACAUAGAGAAGAAUGCAAGUUUGGAACUUCGUGAAAUGCAAUAAGAAAUACAACCAAAGUGGUCUACAACAGGAGUGCCUUUUCUUUCCUCCUUUAAUAAUAGCUCUUAAUACUUUGUUACUUGUCUGCCAGUAAAUUUCUGGGGUGGCAAGACCUUGAACAUUAGAAAUAUACGCUGUCACACAGUUAAGACUCUAUCAUACAGUUGAUUGAGGUAAAGUGUAUUAUCUCCAGUUAUUUGCCAAACUCACUUGGUUCUGGUAGACCAUAGGCACUGCUCCACUCUUGGGGCCUUUGCCAACUCCAUGCCUACUCCAGUCAAAUGACAUGG
Molecule: messenger RNA, 2062 nt
Organism: Ceratotherium simum simum (southern white rhinoceros)
Lineage: Eukaryota; Metazoa; Chordata; Mammalia; Perissodactyla; Rhinocerotidae
Gene: GALNTL5
Product: polypeptide N-acetylgalactosaminyltransferase like 5
Biological process (GO): spermatid development
Cellular component (GO): Golgi apparatus
Source: RefSeq, a predicted model, not a curated record